AUGGCUGGGUCCCGUAGGAGUCCGGUGUUGAGAGACCAGUGGAGAACCACCGGUGACACUAGAGACGAGAGAGAUCGGGAACGGCACAGACCUCGAGGAUCACAUCGUGACAGGGGAAGGUCAGGCUAUCGUGACAAGGACCGUCGUCGUCGACACAAGGACGGGAGACCCGGUCCCCCGUUUCGGUCGCCACCACCGCGUCCUUUCUCUCACGACGUCGAAGAGCGUCCCCCACCCCGUGAAUUUUCUCCUAGUGCCGCUUCUGCUCGUGGCUUCCCUGGUCUCUCUCACUCGGAGACCAAGCACCGUCAGAACCAGGCUGAGUUUUCAGGCCCGAACCCCUCCCGUCCUUGGGAGACUGCGAGACCAAUCGAGAGAGAUUACCCAAGAGACGGGUCACCAUCUGCACCUCCUUCAAAACGCAAGAGAACUCGAAGUCCUUCUCCCAGCGGUUAUCCUCAUCGCCCUAGCCACCCUAACCAACCGCGACAUCGCUAUCCAGGGGGCGAUUUUGACCGAGGCUUCCCGUAUAAGAAGCGUGGUGGCCGCUUCCCUGGUCGUGGGAGGUCCGGGCGAAGAUCUCCACGACGGGGUAGAGACCGGCGUAAACCGGAAGGUGGACGACGACAACCUUCGCCUCGUCCUAGACGAUCUAAGUCCCCCGUCCGUGGUGGCAAGUCUUAUAACUACCCUCGUCGGCGGUUUCACAGCCCUCAGCCCGAAGAAGAUUUUGAGGAAGGGUCUCGUUAUCGAUCUGUGUCUCGCCAUUCUACUCGGUCCGGCGAUUCAAGGCUAUCUUUUGCUUCUCGCCGUGACUCGAUGACGAUGGAUACUUCUAGACCGGUUCGUUCUAUGACAGACGAGUCGUUCCGAUCUCCUUCGCCACCUCGACUAAGCCCAAGUUUUGAUGCGGACAAUGCUACUACCUCUGCGAUUGGAGAUACAGUGCGUGAAACAUUUCAGCCGCACGGCAGGCGGCCAUCUGAUGCACAAGGUGGUCCGCAUCCUCGUUCCACCCGGGCACACGUUGAUACAAGAGAAUACUCGGCGUCACCGCAGCGUGCGACGCCGACUAAUUCAUUUCACAGCUCUCCGCAGCCUACAUCUCCAUUUUCUGCCGGUCGGGGUGGAUGGAGUGGACAACAACGUGCAUAUCUUGAGCAAUCAGGCCAUUCCUCUCCGCAUAGGUAUUCUCAAAAUGGCCAACAGGGCCAGUAUUAUCAAAAUCCUAACCCAUACAAUGCACCCUCCCACUCUGGCCCGCCUUAUCGUGGAGGUCAUUCAGGAUACCGUGGCAAUUAUCACGGUGGUCGCCGGUUCUCUAAUUCUGGUCUUUUGAAUCACAGCAAUGGCCCUUCGCCACGUGGUCGCGGUCGUUUCACCAGCUUUUCACGAGGUGGAGCAUACCCCCGAGUCCGAGGAUCCUCCCAUAGUCCUCAUUCCACGCAUGGUCCAGCGUCACCGAGUCCUCCACCUCCCCCUCCGCCGGACGAUGAGGCGGCAAGGGCUGUGGAGGAGGGUAGCAACGUUUUCGAACAUCCCGUGAAUGACCCUCACGCAGAUAAUGAAGGUUCUAAAUCUUUCCCCGAGACUGGAGGUCAUCAGCAGCAACCAUUGAAUACGCAAAAACCCGACACUUCAACACCGAAUAAAGGAGGCAAGAUCAGUUUCGCAUUCAAAGCGAAGACUACUCCGGCUCCGGCCCCUAAACCAGUCCCUGAUUUGGCGCAGAGAAUGUUGGCACGUGAGCCACCCUCCAGGGCCGCCGAGCCCCCUCGCAGCAGAAUGCCUACUGGCCCAGCGCCGAAAUUCAAGCCGGAUCUAAGAUUUGAUCGUCGUGACCGAGACCGGGAGCGUCAUCGCGAACGAGACCGGGAUAGGGGAAGGCCUGACCGGAGAGAUUUCCGGGAUUCUCGUGGCUUCCGCGAGCCCCGGGAUGGGCGAGAGAACCGGAGAGAGGACCGUCGGUUCGACAACCGCAAUGAGAGAAGGAGGGGCGACCGUCGACGUGAUUUCCGUCCUGAACGUCACCGUGAACUCUCUCCAGAACCUAAGAAGCAAACCAAGAUCGUGACUCGGAUGAAACCACGUCCCACUCUGUCUGAUGAGUUUGCCAAAUCGGAUUCUGUAUAUUACCGGAAGCCUGGGAACGAGUCGGUGAUUGGUGCUGGCACUUAUGGGAAGGUAUUCAAGGCGAUCCAUGUCUACACCCAAAAUAAAGUGGCCUUAAAGAAGAUACGGAUGGAAGGUGAAAAAGAUGGGUUCCCAGUCACUGCAGUACGAGAAAUCAAACUGCUCCAACACCUCCGUAACCACAAUGUGGUCAGCUUGCUGGAAGUGAUGGUUGAGAAGAACGAAUGCUUCAUGGUGUUCGAAUAUCUUUCGCACGACCUUACUGGUCUCAUCAACCACCCGACAUUUACGCUUACGGCGAGCCACAAGAAAGAUCUAGCAAGGCAGAUGUUUGAAGGGCUAAAUUACCUUCACCAUCGAGGCAUCCUACACCGUGAUAUCAAGGCUGCAAACAUCCUCGUAAGCAAUCGAGGGCAGCUCAAAUAUGCCGACUUCGGCUUGGCGAGAUUUUUCUCCAAAAGUCGCCAGCUUGAUUAUACUAAUCGGGUUAUCACCAUAUGGUAUCGGCCGCCGGAACUCCUUCUGGGUGAAACUAGAUACGGACCAGCGGUUGAUGUUUGGAGUGCAGCCUGUGUAUAUGUGGAAAUGUUCACCAAGAAAGCUGUAUUCCCUGGCGAAGGGGGAGAGAUCAGCCAGUUGGACAAGCUCUACAAUUCUUUGGGGACACCUACGCGGGCGGAGUGGCCAGAUGUUGUCGAAAUGCCAUGGUUUGAACUGAUGCGGCCAACCGAGCGAAAAAAGCGAGCCUUCGAGGAUGUGUAUAGCUCAGUCCUGUCCCCGGCAGCUCUGGACAUGGUUUCUCAGGUUUUCCGAUAUGACCCUGCGAAGCGGCCAACGGCGGAGGAAGUCUUGAAACACCCGUACUUUAUCUCCGAGGAGCCAAAGCCCCAGCAGGCCAUCGAACUGGAAAACAUCGAAGGGGACUGGCACGAAUUCGAAUCAAAAGCCCUCCGUAAGGAGAGGGACCGAGAGGCGCGUCGUGCGGAGUAUCAGAAGGAUAAAGAGAAACGAAAAGCGGCCCCUUCAGGUUCUCAGAGUGAACGAGACAUCAAGCGUAUCAAACAAGAUGCAACCGAGGAGCCGGUUGAGUACUAG
Molecule: messenger RNA, 3228 nt
Organism: Aspergillus tanneri
Lineage: Eukaryota; Fungi; Ascomycota; Eurotiomycetes; Eurotiales; Aspergillaceae
Gene: CDK12
Product: putative protein kinase
Exons: 3
Coding region: 1-3228 (1075 amino acids)
Biological process (GO): protein phosphorylation; transcription elongation by RNA polymerase II; positive regulation of transcription elongation by RNA polymerase II
Cellular component (GO): nucleus; cyclin/CDK positive transcription elongation factor complex
Molecular function (GO): cyclin binding; ATP binding; RNA polymerase II CTD heptapeptide repeat kinase activity
Source: RefSeq, a predicted model, not a curated record